Exaiptasia diaphana is the source of this 2037-nucleotide messenger RNA. Its product is annotated as mannose-6-phosphate isomerase. The transcript is spliced from 7 exons. Gene Ontology annotation, molecular function: zinc ion binding; mannose-6-phosphate isomerase activity. Gene Ontology annotation, biological process: GDP-mannose biosynthetic process; carbohydrate metabolic process. The record is from RefSeq and is a predicted model, not a curated record. The coding region runs from base 57 to 1307 and encodes 416 amino acids. Lineage: Eukaryota; Metazoa; Cnidaria; Anthozoa; Actiniaria; Aiptasiidae. Gene Ontology annotation, cellular component: cytosol.
CAGUAAUUGUAAACGUAGAAAASUUGUUUGUGUUUGUGGCUUUGCAGAAGCUAAAGAUGAGUACUGCCCUAGAACCCAUACAGUUGCAAUGUUCUGUACAAACAUAUGCGUGGGGUAAGAUUGGAUUGAACAGUACAGUAGCACARCUUGCAAGCAAUGAUCCUUGUUUUAUGCUUGAAAAUAAACCAUAUGCAGAGCUGUGGAUGGGCACACAUCCCAAUGGACCUUCUCAAGUCAUAAAUAAAGAUUCGUYAGAAAAACAAAGCCUACWGUCAUGGAUUGAAAACCAUAAAGAAUGUCUUGGUAGUGAAGUUACAGCACAUUUUGGAGGAAAACUUCCAUUUCUGCUGAAAGUAUUAUCAGUCAAUAAGUCACUGUCUAUUCAAGCUCACCCCAAUAAGCAACAUGCUGAAAUACUUCAUUCAGAGAGACCAGAGGUUUAUAAGGAUCCCAAUCAUAAACCUGAAAUGGCUAUAGCUUUAACAGUCUUUGAAGGUCUUUGUGGCUUUAGGCCAAUUGAUGDAAUAAAGGAUUAUUUGAUAAAUGUUCCUGAGUUUGCUGCAGUAGUGGGUGAUGCUGGAACAUUGAUCAUCAAUCAAACUACAGAGGACAAUGUUCAGUUUGGACUCAAAGAGUGCUUCACUGCAUUAAUGGUUAAGUCUGAGGACUCCAUACAAAAGCAUYUAAAGGCACUUGUAUCACGGAUCAACAAAAUGAAAGACAUGGGUCAAGACACAUCUUCUUGCUUAGGUGAUCUUAUUCUUAGACUAAACAGUCAGUUCCCYGGUGAUGUUGGCUGUUUUUGUGCCUUUUUCUUGAACCAUGUUGUGUUACAGCCAGGWGAAGCUAUGUUUCUUGGUCCAAAUUUACCUCAUGCAUAUUUGUCAGGAGACUGUAUUGAAUGCAUGGCCUGUAGUGAUAAUGUUGUAAGAGCUGGACUAACUCCAAAGUAUAGAGAUGCAGAGACKCUAUGUGAAAUGYUGGAUUACAAACCCAGCACUGUUAGACAGAACAUCUUCCCUUCACACAAGGACCCYGAUGACCCUAAUGUGGCCAUUUACAACCCACCAGUGGAAGACUUUUCUGUSAUGAGACUUCAGGUUCCUGAAGGUACUUCAUCAUAUAGUGUUAAAGGUUUAAGUGGGCCAAGUAUUCUAAUAGUCAUUACAGGAUCUGCAAGGAUCAAGGCUUCUGAUUUAUCACUAGAUAGAGGAACCGUGCUAUUUCUACCAGCCAAUGGGAAGCUUUACUUAGAGGAGAUCAAGGGAAGUUUAAUAGCAUUCAGAGCAUACUGUGAUCUUAACUAAACUCUUUUUAGUAUAAUUAUUAUUAAGGUUUGUUUUCAUAGACAUUUAGUACAAUUCAUUCAAUGGYUUGAGGUUAUUUGUCAUUAACCCAUGAAAUACACUAUACAACAUUAUCACUCAUUAUUUUAUUGCACUUUUAGUUAACAGCUAGUACAGUAUUARGUUUCACGGGCUUCUGCAAACAGCUCUAACCAAACACUAUAAGAAUUAUUUAAAUAAUCCUAACAUAUAUAAUAAAGAAUUUUCUAUUGAAAUUUGAAUUUCAAAUAUAUAUACAAAAUACAGUUUUAAAAUUGUAUUUAGAUACUAGAUAGGAUAAAAACAUGGGUGAUGGAUAUUGGAUAUUUUAGAAAUGUGAAACAAAAACAAAAAAUAAGAUUUGUUAAUCUUCAAYAGUACUUACCUAAUAAUAUGUAAAAAGUAAUUGUCAUGUAGUUUUAUCAUGUCAGCCGUGUCCUGUUUCAGUAGAAAAAAAUGUUUACAAUAAUUGGACACUAUUAUACAGUCACCUUUGUAAUCUUAAUUGUUUAUAAAAUGAAAAUGACUACAUAUUAUCUAAUGGUAAAAUUUUGUUAACUUGGCAAAGAGCAAACUUCUAAAUGUCAGAUUAUGGUACCAUUUUUUACAGAGGAAAAUUUCAUGUUUAGGGAUGGAAUAGGGUGAAAAGUGCAAAUAUAUACUUAAUACAAAUAAUUUAAUGUGUUUGUUGAAUAAACCAUUUAWUAUUCAA